AAUGAGCCAAUGUAUACAUCCGCUUUAACCACUUCCCGUUCAGCCGUUGUAUAUAAACGGCUGGACGGUGGCAGUGCAGGGGCGGGUUGCCGUUUCUUAAACGGCGCCCGCCAUUUUGGAUUGUGUGCACUCCCUGGGAGGGCGCGGCACCACGAUCCGGCACACCGAUCUCUGAAAGGGACCUCUGUGUGAGGUCCCGAUCAUUGAUCACAUGAAUUGGUGUACGCAAGAUGUCACUUCCUGACAUCAUUGCUUACUACGUCUGAAAUCUGUGAAUGAUCAUAGAGGUCACAUGGUACAGGAC
Messenger RNA from Staurois parvus, 304 nucleotides. The record is from the annotation of a GenBank genome assembly. Lineage: Eukaryota; Metazoa; Chordata; Amphibia; Anura; Ranidae.